Molecule: messenger RNA, 660 nt
Organism: Gracilinanus agilis (Agile Gracile Mouse Opossum)
Lineage: Eukaryota; Metazoa; Chordata; Mammalia; Didelphimorphia; Didelphidae
Gene: MSC
Product: musculin
Exons: 2
Coding region: 1-660 (219 amino acids)
Biological process (GO): regulation of transcription by RNA polymerase II; skeletal muscle tissue development
Molecular function (GO): protein dimerization activity; DNA-binding transcription factor activity, RNA polymerase II-specific; RNA polymerase II transcription regulatory region sequence-specific DNA binding
Source: RefSeq, a predicted model, not a curated record
AUGUCCACUGGCUCUGUGAGCGACCCGGAGGAGUUGCCCGACAUGGAGCUGCGUGGGCUGCAACUGGCAUACCCAGCUCCAACAUCCUCCAAGCGGCAGCCUCGCCGGGGAGGCAGCAGCAGUGAGCUCUACCCAUCCGCGGACAACUCUUCUGCGGAAGAAGAGGAGGAUGAGGACGCCGAGGAGGAAACUUGCACCUUGGCGGCGGCCCGCGGGGCUAGCGGCAGCUGCAAAAGGAAACGGACUCGGGGAGCUGCGGGUGGCGGAGGAGGGUGCGGUAGCAGUGGCAGUGGAGGAGGUAGCAACUGCAGCAAGAAGUCUCUGCUGCCCAAGGGCUCAACAGCGGAGUGCAAGCAAUCGCAAAGAAACGCAGCCAACGCCAGAGAGAGGGCCAGGAUGCGAGUGCUGAGCAAAGCCUUUUCCAGGCUCAAGACCAGCCUGCCCUGGGUACCCCCUGACACCAAACUCUCCAAACUGGACACACUUAGACUGGCCUCCAGCUACAUAGCACAUCUCCGGCAGCUGCUGCAGGAAGACAGAUACGAGAAUGGUUACGUGCAUCCCGUGAAUCUGACGUGGCCAUUCGUGGUUUCAGGAAGACCAGAUGGAGACACCAAAGAUGUUUCAACAACCAACAGAUUAUGUGGAACUACAGCUUAA